Messenger RNA from Lates calcarifer (barramundi perch), 1835 nucleotides. It is a transcript of the gene ehf, whose product is annotated as ets homologous factor. The record is from RefSeq and is a predicted model, not a curated record. Gene Ontology annotation, biological process: regulation of transcription by RNA polymerase II; cell differentiation. Gene Ontology annotation, molecular function: DNA-binding transcription factor activity, RNA polymerase II-specific; sequence-specific DNA binding. Bases 253 to 1080 code for a protein of 275 amino acids. The transcript has 9 exons. Gene Ontology annotation, cellular component: nucleus. NCBI's taxonomy places the organism in Eukaryota, Metazoa, Chordata, Actinopteri, Centropomidae.
UUGUGGUGGGGCAGCACCUAGUGUGUCUGCAUACUUUCAUCUGUUAAUUCAAAGAUCUGGGAAGUGAAAGGACUCAUCUCAGCUCACUGUACACACUACUCCUCCAGAGUAUUGGAAUCUCCAGAAACAUUAUUGAUCUCUAUUAAGCUGUGUUGAGAGUGGAUCUACGUGAGACCUCUAUCAGGCCUGGUCAGACCUCAUUCUACUGCUCUGCCUCUGGGCCAUGGUACAUCAGAGUGUAGAAGCUGCAAUAUGAGCGUAACUCCAAGCACCACCCUGGACAGCCAGCUGACCACUACCUGGGGCCCAACUAACUCCUACCCCGACGUGCCGAUGGUGAUGUCUGGUUAUACAAGUCGACUGUGGCCACAUGACUCCCAGCCUCAGUUCUGGAGUAAGUACCAGGUGUGGGAGUGGCUGCAGCAAAUCAUGGACAUGCACCAGAUCGAUGCCUCCACUGUUCCUUUCCAAAACUUUGACAUGGACGGCCAUCAGCUCUGCAGCCUUGGCUACCAGGACUUCAUCCGUGCUGCCGGCAGCAUGGGACCCAUUCUCUUCCACAGCAUCACAGAGCUCAAGUGGAGUGGGCAGUACCAUGUGGAAAUAGGGCAACUGGAGCUCAAACCAGAGCUAGAUUUCUCCUGUCCAUUUCCAGAUGUCAGCUACCCACCUGGAGAAAUCUACGACCCCACAAUCCAUCCCCUCGCACCUGCUGUCUCUCCCAGCCCUUCUAGUCCUGACAUAAAAAGAUCUUACAGUCGUCCUCAUCAGGUCAAAAAACACAACCCAAGGGGGACUCACUUGUGGGAGUUCAUCAGGGACAUUCUACUGAACCCAGAGCGAAACCCAGGGCUGAUCAAGUGGGAGGAUCGGACAGAGGGGGUUUUCCGUUUCCUCAAGUCAGAGGCAGUGGCGCAGUUAUGGGGCAAGAAGAAGAAUAACAGCAGCAUGACCUACGAGAAACUAAGUCGGGCAAUGAGAUAUUACUACAAAAGGGAAAUCCUAGAACGAGUAGAUGGACGGAGACUGGUUUACAAGUUUGGAAAAAAUGCAAGAGGUUGGAGAGAGUCAGACAAGUGAAAAUUUCAUUUAAUUUAUGUUUCAUUUGAUAUGCAAAUGUGAUGUUUUAUUAUAGUUUCAACUGACUGUUUCAACUGACUGUUUUUGAUAAACAUAGGUUUGAGCUGUUUACAUGUUGUUGAUAAUUGUAUGUUUGCCUCAUUGUUAUUUUCUUUAAAUUCAUUCCUUUGUUGUGACACUGCACUGAGAUGUUCUUUACUGUGCCUUAUUAAAAAAAAAUUUGCUUAUUAUGCCAACAUACCAGCAGUCAAACCUCACGCCUAGAAAAGAUUAUACUGAAGAAACAGAUGUGAAAACUGACAAAAAAACAUAAACAAACAUAAAGAAGAUGAAUCCUGUUUUUCUUUCCUAUUUUUUUAAUGCUAUACUUUGACUGUUCAAGCCCUGAAGGAGUACGUGUUGAUAUAGCAUGUGUAUAUAUAGCAUAUUCAAACACGUGGCAAAAGGAUACAUGUUUAGUGUUUUGACAUUGAUACUGUGAAGUAUCCCUUGGGAAGGAUGCUUGAUCGCGGCAUAAAAACUAAAAUAAAUAAUAAUAAAUUAAUUAACAUGCCAUUAACACAAUGCAGCAGUGAAGUACACAGAUACCAUAAGCAAGUGAUAAAGUAUAAAUAUUUACAGCAAAAAUAACUAUGGCUUGUCUUAUUUGGUUCAUUUCAUAGUUUACAUUCAUUGACCUGUAAAGAAAGUGUGUAAAUGUUUGCUGAUGUUUAAUACAAAUAAAGCUUGUGAUUGUUUUUAUAUCAUGAAAGCCA